GAGCAGGAGGAGCAAGGAUGAAGAGGAGGAUGAUAGUGAUGAAGAUGAUAAUGAUGAUGAGCAGCAUCUUCAGUCAGUCAGACACUGACGAGGUUUGUGGAGGUUCAGAUUCUCUGCAGCUCAGACUGAGUGUUUGAAUCAUCGGCUGUGAUCCUCCUCCUCUCAGACAGGAGGAGGAGGGGGAGGAGGAGGAGGAGGAGGAGGAUGUACUGCUGCUGCUGCUGCUCUUCACUUCCAGAUUCAACAAAUAGAAGUCAGAGAGGAUCCACUUGUUAUCAGCUUCAUGUUGGACGGUGAAACCUGCACCAAAGAAGAAGACGAGGACCGGAGAGGCUUUAAUGAGAGGAUGAAAACAGGAAGCGUCCGUGUGAGAUGAAGCAUCACUCGCUGGUUUAAUUCACUCACUGAAACGUUCGGAAGCAGCUUCAAAAAGACAGUUUGAAGAUUAAAUAACACAGAAGAUGACGUUUGGUACACAGCACUUCCUGUUUUUGUUUCAGAAAAUAAAGUUUUGAAACCGCUUCAGCUUUUUAACAAACAGAUGAUGAGUUUUGGAAACAGUCGACAUUUUGAACAAUAUGAAGUUUGGACGCCAGAGGUCCAUGUUUGUAUCGCAGGUAACAAUGUUUGGAAGCCGUCUGUGUUUUUAAAGUGAAGUAACAUGAAGUUUGGCAGCAGUCUUUGCAUCCUGAACGUCGGUGGUCGUAGGUUUUCCUUCUCAGCUGAACUGAUGAAGCGCCUCCCUCUCAGCAGACUCAGCCGGCUGCAUCGCUGCGUGUCAGAGAGCGAGCUGCUGGAGCUCUGUGACGACUACGACCGCGACAGGAAUGAGUUUUUCUUCGACCGCCACUCGGAGGCCUUUAGCUUCAUCAUGCUGUACGUGCAGCACGGGAAGUUACGCUUCGUGCCUCACAUGUGUGAGCUGUCCUUCUACAACGAGAUGUUAUACUGGGGCCUGGAGAGCGCCGACCUGCAGCCGUGCUGCCAGCGGCGUCUCGAUGACCGUUUGUCCGACUGCUUCGUCCACUUCUUCCCCGAGGAGGAGCCGCGGGGCCCCGAGGAGCCGCGGAGCCGCUGGAUAGAGAUGAUGAGGAGAACGUUCGAGGAGCCCACAUCUUCACUAGCGGCGCAGAUCCUGGCUUCGGUGUCGAUGCUGUUCGUGAUCAUCUCCAUGGUGAUGCUGUGUGCCAGCACCUUACCAGACUGGAAGACCGCUGAGACCCUGGACCAGCACAGGAUCAUUGAGGCGGUGUGUAUUGGUUGGUUCACAGCAGAGUGUAUCAUCCGUUUCCUGGUGUCUCGGGACAAGUGUGAGUUUGUUCGCCGUCCUCUGAACAUCAUCGACCUGCUCGCCAUCACGCCAUACUACGUCUCCGUUACCGUGACAAUCAUGACAGGAGAGAACUCUCAGCUGCAGCGAGCCGGCGUCACGCUGCGAGUCCUGCGCAUCAUGAGGAUCUUCUGGGUGAUCAAACUGGCUCGUCACUUCCUGGGCCUGCAGACGCUCGGCCUGACGCUGCGGCGCUGUUACCGCGAGAUGAUGAUGCUGCUGAUUUUCAUCUGCGUCGCUAUGGCGAUCUUUAGUGCCUUGGCCCAACUGCUGGAGCACGGUCUGGACCUGGAGGCGGGAAACCAGGACUACGCCAGCAUCCCUGCUGCUUGCUGGUGGGUCAUCAUCUCCAUGACGACGGUUGGGUACGGGGACAUGUACCCGGUGACGGUUGCGGGCCGCGUGCUGGGCGGCCUCUGUGUGGUGAGUGGCAUCGUGCUGCUGGCGCUGCCCAUCACCUUCAUCUACCACAGCUUCGUCCAGUGCUACCACGAGCUGAAGGUACGCUCCGCCCGCUGCACCCACAGCCUGUCCACCGAGUUCAUCAACUGACCCACAAUGUUGCCACAGCAACCCAGACAGGAAGUGCUGAAGCCUUCGAUGUCACACAAUGCUUAAAGAAACAACAGAGUGUCUCUUGAACAAGAUCUUUUUGUUUUGAAUGAAACUUUGAGUUCAGGUUUGUUUUUUAGGAGUUUCCGAUGUUCUUCCUUUAAUGAGUCACAGGACGGUCACUGACAAAAGUUACUGAUGAACAGUUUUUAAAAGAGGAUCAGAGAAUAAUUGAUCCCAGCUGAUUAAUACUAAUUUAUUUGUUGGAAACAUGUCUCUGUGUUUGUUCCUCUUUCUGUAGAUGACUAAUAGAUGUGAAAUGAACUGAAACUAAUGAAACAAGAUAAACUGAACACUGUGAACACCAAACUUCACCUGUCCAGGUAAACUUCGAUUUGUUCUGAGGAGUGAUCAGUACAUCAGAGACGAGCUGUUUGUCUGUAAAAAGUGAAUGUUUAAUUCUGACAUUUAAAUAACUGAAACGUUUUACUUUGAAAACUGUCUGAACGUCACAUGUUCUACAAUCAGUAUCACAUUGUUCAGAUGUUUUCAGGAGUUCUGGGACCAAUAAUGCAGACAACAACGUAAUCACUUAAGAUAAACACACAAAGAUAUGUUCAAAUAUAUGUUCUCUCCUGCACACAGGUAACUCCUGCACACAGGUAACUCCUGCACACAGGUAACUCUUGCACACUGGAAACUCCCGGACGCAGGUAAUUCCUACACAUAGGUGACUCCAACACACAGGUAACUCUUGCACACUGGAAACUCCCGCACACAGGUGACUCCUGCACACAGGUGACUCCAACACACAGGUAACUCCUGCACACUGGAAACUCCCGCACACAGGUGACUCCUGCACACAGGUGACUCCUGCACACAGGUGACUCCUGCACACAAGCGACUGCAGACAGUAGUAAAGUAAGAUGUUUCACUGCUUUGCGUUCACGACUGUAAUAUUUAAAUCUUUCUUCCAUUAUGGGAUGAACGUUUCUUUGAUUCAAAUCGAUGCUUCCUGUUUUUUCUGUUUUUUUUUAAAGAAGCCAUUCUGUUUCUACGUGAAUGUUCAGGUCUCUCUGAAGGUGUCUGGAUCUUUGUGAUGUUUGAUCUCUGGAAACAGGAACAGGAACAGAUCCACCUCCUGCUCAUCAGUGUUUCUGUUUCCUGUAGCGCCCCCCUCAGGACUGACUGUCAGGGGUUAAACCAGCAGUCUGUGGUGUAACUGGAGCUGUUGGGACUGACUGGACACCAUCCACUGUCUCCAUGGCAACAGCAGACUCAGAGACAGGAAGUUGAAGUGUUGGAAACAUUCGGUUUUGAAUGUCAGGACAGUGGAGGUGUGAUUUAUCUCAGUGAAGACACUUCUUCUUCUAUUUCUUCUUCCGUGGUGUGAAAUACUGCAGGGUUUAAACCAAAGCACAAACUACACGGACUAUCCCUUUAACCUUUAAGAUACCACACUCUUCUUUCUUUCUUUCUUUCUUUCUUUCUUUCUUUCUUUCUUUCUUUCUUUCUUUCUUUCUUUCUUUCCCCUCUAACAGAUGAUUUAUCUCUUACUUGUUGUAUUUCCUCAUGAAACCUGAUAAACCCUCAUUAAAGGGCCAUGUCGUGUA
This is a messenger RNA of Acanthopagrus latus (yellowfin seabream), 3495 nucleotides long. Its product is annotated as potassium voltage-gated channel subfamily G member 3-like. Gene Ontology annotation, molecular function: delayed rectifier potassium channel activity. Gene Ontology annotation, cellular component: voltage-gated potassium channel complex; membrane. Gene Ontology annotation, biological process: protein homooligomerization; potassium ion transmembrane transport. The coding region runs from base 662 to 1882 and encodes 406 amino acids. The record is from RefSeq and is a predicted model, not a curated record. Lineage: Eukaryota; Metazoa; Chordata; Actinopteri; Spariformes; Sparidae. The transcript has 3 exons.